This is a messenger RNA of Penaeus vannamei (Pacific white shrimp), 403 nucleotides long. The record is from RefSeq and is a predicted model, not a curated record. Lineage: Eukaryota; Metazoa; Arthropoda; Malacostraca; Decapoda; Penaeidae.
AGAGAAGCGGGUGACGAUGGCUUCCCGUUUUUUCUGGAUCCUGGGUUCCCUGUUCGCGCUCUUCCUCUGCCUCGAUGCCGCCUUCCCUUGUAACCAAACGGAUUCUGAAAAUAAGCUUUCCAUUAAGACUUUGAAAAAAAUGGAGAGCGAAGUGAGAACACACCAUAAAAUCCCCGCGGAUCGUCAGUUUGCUGUGCUGCACCUGCCAGGAAGGGACCCCAGUGGCAAAGACUGCCAUAGAAUUAACUUCAACGUUGCCGGGGAAGUUAAUGCUUAUUGCAACUUUGCCCCCUCGUUCACAGAAAUAACGGAUUUAAAGGGCAAGGAAGAGAUUAAAUAUACAGGGAUUUACAUGGUACACAGAUUACAAGUAAAUGUCAAUAACCCACUCAUGAUGAAGUAA